Molecule: messenger RNA, 1816 nt
Organism: Orycteropus afer afer
Lineage: Eukaryota; Metazoa; Chordata; Mammalia; Tubulidentata; Orycteropodidae
Gene: GSK3A
Product: glycogen synthase kinase 3 alpha
Biological process (GO): regulation of neuron projection development; negative regulation of TOR signaling; extrinsic apoptotic signaling pathway in absence of ligand
Cellular component (GO): cytosol; nucleus; axon
Molecular function (GO): ATP binding; protein serine/threonine kinase activity
Source: RefSeq, a predicted model, not a curated record
CUACAGUCCCAGGAUGGCUGGUCAGUGGAUCAUGUGUCCCCUUUGUCCCCUAGGUGACAGCGGGAAAGUGACCACAGUGGUAGCCACCCUAGGCCAGGGCCCAGAGCGUUCUCAAGAGGUGGCUUACACAGACAUCAAAGUGAUUGGCAGUGGCUCUUUUGGGGUCGUGUACCAGGCACGACUGGCUGAGACUGGGGAGCUGGUGGCCAUCAAGAAGGUCCUCCAGGACAAGAGGUUCAAGAACCGAGAGCUGCAGAUCAUGCGUAAGCUGGACCACUGCAAUAUCGUGAGGCUGAGAUACUUUUUUUACUCCAGUGGAGAGAAGAAAGAUGAGCUUUACUUAAAUCUGGUGCUGGAAUACGUGCCCGAGACGGUGUACCGGGUGGCUCGCCAUUUUACCAAGGCCAAGUUGACCAUCCCUAUCAUCUAUGUCAAGGUGUACAUGUACCAGCUCUUCCGGAGCUUGGCAUACAUCCACUCCCAGGGUGUGUGUCAUCGUGACAUCAAGCCCCAGAACCUGUUGGUGGACCCUGACACCGCUGUCCUCAAGCUCUGCGACUUUGGCAGCGCAAAGCAGUUGGUCCGGGGAGAGCCCAAUGUCUCCUACAUCUGUUCUCGCUACUACCGGGCCCCAGAGCUGAUCUUUGGAGCCACUGAUUACACCUCGUCUAUCGAUGUGUGGUCAGCAGGCUGUGUACUGGCUGAGCUGCUCCUGGGCCAGCCCAUCUUUCCUGGGGACAGUGGGGUAGACCAGCUGGUGGAGAUCAUCAAGGUGCUGGGAACACCAACCCGGGAACAGAUCCGAGAGAUGAACCCCAACUACACGGAGUUCAAGUUCCCCCAGAUUAAAGCCCAUCCCUGGACAAAGGUAUUCAAAUCUCGAACGCCACCUGAGGCCAUUGCACUCUGCUCGAGCCUGCUGGAGUACACGCCAUCCUCCAGGCUCUCCCCGCUGGAAGCCUGCGCCCACAGCUUCUUUGAUGAACUGCGAUGUCCUGGAACCCAGCUCCCCAACAACCGCCUGCUUCCCCCACUCUUCAAUUUCAGCCCUGGUGAACUCUCCAUCCAACCAUCUCUCAAUGCCAUUCUCAUCCCUCCUCACUUGAGGUCCCCGGCGGGCUCUGCCACUCUUACCCCGUCCUCACAAGCUUUAGGUGAGUCCCGCCUGGGCUCAGACCGGCAGCCGACCGACACCACAGCUACCCUCACUAACUCUUCCUGAGGGCCCCACCAGCUACACUCCAUCUGGGAGCCCCAAGCAGGGCUGGGACGAGGGGCCACAGCCCACCACGCUCCUCCUGCCCUGGCGGGGCCCCUAGACUAGGGGGCAGAGAUAAAUGAGUCCCUGUCUCCACCUCCAGUCCCUCACUCUCCAGCUUCACCCCUGCGGUGGGCUUUUUAAGAGGAUUUUAACUGGUUGUGGGGAGGGAAGAGAAGGAUGGACGGAUGGGGUUGGGGGCAUGAGGACCUCCUACCCCCUCGGCCCCCUCCCCUGCCCCCAGGUCUCCACCUCCUCCAACCCCCCUUCCCCAUGUCCCUUGUAAAUAGAACCAGACCACCCCCAUCUUCCCUGCCCUUCCCUGGCCCCCAGGUGUAAAUAGAUUGUUAUAAUUUUUUUCUUAAAGAAAACGUUGAUUCACACCAUCCAACCUGGUCCCCUCCUCCAGCUGUGUCUCCCUUGUCUUCUGUCUCCAAGGUCUCUUCUCUCCCCUCCCCACCCUGGAGGGGCAGGGGACUGAGGAGAGCUCUUGAUUGUCUUAGUUUCCACUGUAAGGUUUGCCUGUGUACAGACCUCCGUUCAAUAAAUUAUUGGCAU